Colletotrichum graminicola M1.001 is the source of this 1719-nucleotide messenger RNA. RefSeq names its product peptidase family M20/M25/M40. Lineage: Eukaryota; Fungi; Ascomycota; Sordariomycetes; Glomerellales; Glomerellaceae. Gene Ontology annotation, molecular function: metallocarboxypeptidase activity. The record is from RefSeq and is a predicted model, not a curated record. Gene Ontology annotation, cellular component: fungal-type vacuole lumen. The coding region runs from base 1 to 1719 and encodes 572 amino acids. The transcript is spliced from 3 exons.
AUGCGCUCCCAAACCCUCCUCGCCUUCCUCUCGUCGACCGCCCUCGCGUCCGCCAACUCCCCCUACUACCCAGAGGAGCAGGUUCCCUUCGCCGCCGCCGCCGACGUCGGUGCCGACACCACAUCCGACUUCAAGUGUGACCUCCCGCCAGUCGUGAGCCCCUCCGACGGCCUCCCCUCCGCCAAGGACCUCUUCUCCUCCCCCGAGGCCAUCCGGAAACAGGUCGAGCGCCACGCCGCCAUCGUCCGCGUGCCGUCAAUCUGCUACGACGACCUCGGCGACUUCGACACCGACAAACGCUGGGACGUCUUUUACGACCUGCACCAUGUCCUGAAGAAGACGUACCCCGUCUUCCAUGACCGCGCCGAGCUCGUCAAGGUAAACACCUUCGGCCUCGUCUACACCCUGCGCGGCUCCGACCCCUCCCUGAAGCCCCUCCUCCUCGCCGCCCACCAGGACGUCGUCCCCGUCGCCGACGCCGCCACCUGGACCUACCCGCCCUUCUCCGCCCACUUCGACGGCGAGUGGAUGUGGGGCCGCGGCGUCUCGGACGACAAGAACUCCUUCACCGCCCUCCUCUCCGCCCUCGAGACCCUGCUCUCCGGCGGCUGGUCCCCCACCCGCACCGUCAUCCUCGCCUCCGGCUUCGACGAGGAGUGCUCCGGCAGACGCGGCGCCGGCCACAUCGCCACCCACCUCGAGCAGACCUGGGGCAACGACAGCAUGGUCCUCGUCCUCGACGAGGGCGGCAUGGGCCUGCAGCAGCUCGACGACGGCACCCUCUACGCCCUCCCCGCCGUCAUGGAGAAGGGCCACGUCGACGUCUGGCUCGACCUGCACGUCAUUGGCGGCCACUCCUCCGUCCCCUUCCCCAACACCGGCAUCGGUAUCGCCUCCGAGAUGGUCGUCGCCCUCGAGGCCCACCCCUACUCCCCCAAGCUCACCACCGGCUCGCCGCUGUACGAGCACAUGGUCUGCCAGGCUCGCUACUCGCCCGACGCCCAGCCGCGCAUCACCGAGCUGCUCGAGGAGGGCGACCUCGACGCCCUGGCCGCCGAGCUCGUGGCCAUCGACCGCCCGACGCACUACCGCCUGCAGACCUCGCAGAGCGUCGACUAUUUCCAGGCCGGCCAAAAGAUCAACGCCAUGCCCGAGAAGAUCCGCGUCGGCGUAAACUACCGCGUCGCGCCUCAGAACAGCAUCCUCGAGAUCCAGCACAAUGUCGUCGGCUACGUCAGCGCCAUCGCCAAGAAGUACGGCAUCGCCGUCAAGGCCUUCGAGGGAGACGAGGACUACCAAGAGUACGCGAAGCGGCACGCCACGAAACUCGGGUCCGUCAAGGAGCUGGACGACGCGGUGAAGCCCCUGUACGACGUCGACUACAACGGCACGCUGUAUCUGAGCCGCACCCAGGCGACGCAGCCCGCCCCCAUAUCUCCGACCAAGGGUCCCGUCUGGGACCUCUUCUCCGGGACGCUGCAGUCCACCUUCGCGUUCGACGGCGGCAGGGUCGUGCCUGUCGGCGAGCUUAUGACCGGAAACACCGACACGAGACACUACCUGAGCCUUACGCGCAACGUCUACCGCUUCGUGCCCAUCCGAAACGGCGCGACCCUCAACGCCCACACCAUCGACGAGAGGAUCAAGAUCAGCGCACACAUGGAGAUCUUGAGCUUCUACUACGAUCUGAUCCGCAACUUCGACUCUGCAGACAUUUAG